Molecule: messenger RNA, 3528 nt
Organism: Lethenteron reissneri (Far Eastern brook lamprey)
Lineage: Eukaryota; Metazoa; Chordata; Hyperoartia; Petromyzontiformes; Petromyzontidae
Product: potassium voltage-gated channel subfamily S member 2-like
Biological process (GO): action potential; protein homooligomerization; potassium ion transmembrane transport
Cellular component (GO): membrane; voltage-gated potassium channel complex
Molecular function (GO): delayed rectifier potassium channel activity
Source: RefSeq, a predicted model, not a curated record
GCACCACGAGCAUUACCCCCCCCACACACACUGCUCCACCAUCACCAACUACGACUCCUACUCCUCUCUCCCGACAGAGACAGAGAGAGAUCGAGAGAGGAGCACAACCCGGGACGAAGUCCUUCCCCACAACCUCAAACCACCCCCUCCCCCGCCACAUCUGGCGUGCGGUCGCCACAUCGUCACAAUGGGUGACGCGGAGCCCACUCCAUUGCCAACCGCGGGGGUCGCCACCGCCACCUCCAUCGCCUCCUUCGGCAGCUCCGGCAGCUCCGGCUCGGGCGGGGCAGGAUCGUCGGCGCCGCUGCACGUCAACGUGGGGGGUCUCCGGGAGCGCCUGGCACGCGGGAGCGCCCGCCGGUUCCCGCACUCGCGCCUGGGCAAGCUGGCACGCUGCGAGAGCCACGAGCAGGCGCUGCGCCUCUGCGACGACUACUGCGACGCCGCCGGCGAGUUCUACUUCGACCGCAACCCGGCGGCAUUCCGCGGCGUCCUCAACCUGUACCGCACGGGACGCCUGCACCUCAUCGAGGAGCUGUGCGUCUUCUCCUUCAGCCAGGAGCUCGAGUACUGGGGCGUGCAGGACUACUACAUGGGCUCCUGCUGCAGCUACAAGUACCACGAGCGCAAGGAGAACUGCGGGGACAGCGGGGAGUUCGACGAAGAUGACGACGACGAGGAGGGAUUCACUCACGAUGACGAUGACGACGGCGGCGGAAGUGGCGGCAGCGAUGACGGCGGUGGCGGUGGUGGCGCCGGGGGGGAGAGGGCCCCACCCAAGGGCUCCCCCGAGGAGGAGAUGGCAUCCGUGGAGAGGGACAUGGAGGAGUUCACGCGCAAGUGCUGCGGCCAGCGGAGGCGCCUGCUGUGGCUGACCCUGGAGAACCCGGACUUCUCAGCCUUCGCUCGCGUCAUCGCCGCCGUCUCCGUGCUUGCCGUGCUCACGUCCGUCGCGGCCAUGUGCGUCAACAGCAUGCCCGAGUUCCAGGCGGCCGCGCGCCGGCGCGGCGCCGUCAGCGCCGGUGGCGCCACGGCGGCCGAGGAGCCCGAGGAGGAGAGGGGCGCGCUGGCGCAGGUGGAGCGCGUGUGCAUCGCGUGGUUCACCGCCGAGCUGGUGCUGCGGAUGGCGGCGGCGCCGCGGCUCGACCGCUUUGUGCGCGAGCCCCUGAACGUCAUCGACGCCGUCUCCGUGUUGCCCUACUACGCCACCGAGGCGGUGCGCGCGCUGCUCUCGAGCGGCGUGCGCGUGCGCGACGUGGGGCGAGUCACGCAGUCGCUCAGGCUGUUGCGCGUCUUCCGCAUCCUCAAGCUGGCGCGCCACUCGGCGGGCCUGCGCUCGCUGGGCGAGACACUGGCGCACAGCCACAGCGACAUCGGCGUGCUGCUCCUCUUCCUCGUCACGGGCAUCCUCAUCUUCGCCUCGCUCGCCUACUACCUGGAGCGCGACGACGGCGAGAACAUGGGCACCAUCCCCCUCUGCUACUGGUGGGCGACCAUCAGCAUGACCACGGUGGGCUACGGCGACGCGGUGCCCACGACGCCCGCCGGCAAGGCGGUGAGCGUCUGCUGUGUCCUCUGCGGCAUCCUCAUCAUGUCCAUGCCCGUCACCAUCAUCUUCAACAAGUUCAUCAAGUACUACCGGCGACAGAAGGCGCGCGAGGUCACCCUGCGCCGGCGGCUGGCCCGGGACGCUCUGCCGAGGGAACUCUUUGAGUCGCACCGCGACGACGACGACGACGAUGACCUUGACCGCGACCUCAGCGACGGCAGGACGGGGAAGGUCCACAGGGUGGUCGUGGGGCUGGUCUCCGCAUCUGCGCUCGGGGUGGGCCUCGGAGUCGGCGCCGACCCGGGCCUCUGCGUGGGGCCACGCGGAUCCUUCGCCUCGGGCUCGCGGGGCCGCGGGGGGCGCAGGCGGCCGUGCCUCGCGUGGGCAGCGCUGGCCGAGCGCCUCCUGCCAUCGUCAUCCGGCACCGGCGGCGGGGGGAGGCGGCGGAGUGGCGGGACGCCCGGGGACGCCCGGGGGACGCCCGCGUCCCCGGCUCACGGCCGCGGGGACCUCGAGCUGAGGCCGUUGGGGGACGCCGUGGGCCUCGCGCAGGCACGGGACAUCGGGCCGGGCCGGAAGGUCUACCAGCCGGUGGAGUGAGAGGGCCGUGGGCCGCAGGUCGUGAAUGAGCCCAACGUCUGUGGGAGGCUGCUGCGCUCCCUCCCUACUGCCACCACCGCCACCACCACCACCGCCACCACUACCGCCACCACCACCUACACCGCCAACCACCACCACCCACAAGCACCCACCACCACCCUGCCGAAUUACAGCUACAGCACUCACCUGGCUCAGACACCCCCUUAAGCUCCGGAAUGCCAACAAACCUUCAUGCCAAGCUGCCGCUGCUGCCACUAUCGCUCGUCGGUGGUGGAGCCUCCACCCCAACCUCGACUACCAUAGCCUCAGUAGCUUCGCCAACUUGGUGUCAGAGUCAACCCGUGGAAAAUGACGACGAUGAUGAUGAUGGCAGUGGUGUUUGAUGCAAGGGUUGUGUUUGACCUGCAUCAUUCACCAUGCCGGCUCCAUGGACAGGAGGGGCCCGAGGGGGGCCACAACGAGGAGUUUUGACGUCGUCGUUUACGCCGUUGCCGUUCAACCGUGGCCGGGAAACCACCCGCAGGUCUCUCCCAUCCGUGGGCGCAGAUGCACCGACCGAUGCGCUGCCACUCCUGCGGGGAACACGGCAGGGCCGAAGCACAGCAUGACCGGUCGUCGUCGUUGUCAUGCUCGUCAGCCAUUUUCAACCUCUGACACUCACCCCCGCACUACCGAUUAGCACAUUCAGCUACAUGCCGUGCGACAGAAGUUCAACAUGCACACAUAUGUAUGUCAGUGCAGAUAUUGGCAGGUCGCAAAAAAUGUAGGGGGUCCACGCGGCACGCAAGACUAACCGAUGGGAUUACUCGAUCCAGGGAUCGCUUUGGCAAUGAAAUCGAUGCGGUGAUUAAGCCCUCGAUUACCCUUCAAAUCGGGGACUCGAGACCGUAACAUGGAUGGGGCAAAAACGCGCCCGUCCAAGGAUGUGAUGCCAAGCACUAUUCCCUUCCAUUUAUCUCGCUGACCGCAGAUGCCGUCUGCUUCUGUCGCGUUACAGGCUUGGUUGAGAGUAACCCAAACGCUCGACAUUCUCUCUGCGGCCAGUUGCUGCCCCCCCCCCGCACGUGGCGAGAAAGAUGAACGGGCGCCACCAGUCGAGCGUUGAUCCUCUCAACGAUUUGUGGUGACGCAUUUCACCGCCACCAAUGCAGAUGCACACGCACAACUGCAAUUGGGUGGGGGGGGGGCAGGGGGGUAGUCGCCCUCCAACAAUGGAGGGCAGGGGAGCAAUGCUCACAAGAACGAGCAGAGCGCCGGGCAGCUAAGAUGCAGCAUGUUGCCACAGUAGGGGGUACAGCUGGUGGUGCAUCUACUGGUCAUAUCAGUCUGCCAACCCGCGACCUCCUGUUAGCGAGCCUUCGACACUUCACGUGGCCUCA